Molecule: messenger RNA, 837 nt
Organism: Alternaria postmessia
Lineage: Eukaryota; Fungi; Ascomycota; Dothideomycetes; Pleosporales; Pleosporaceae
Exons: 2
Coding region: 1-837 (278 amino acids)
Source: RefSeq, a predicted model, not a curated record
AUGGAUCUGCUGGACAUUGUGAAGGUAUCACAAGUCACCAUGUCGACCUUGACACAUCCAGAAUGGAACCAGGAGACGGGCGGCCUCGAAGUCGCGAAAGCCUUCGCUGACCAGAUCCGAGGGAAGAGUGUACUCAUCACCGGUGUAUCACCCGAAAGCAUCGGUUCUUCCAUAGCCUUCUCCAUCGCUUCCCAAAACCCAAAGCUCGUCAUCCUCGCCUCGCGCACAAAGUCCAAACUAGAACAAGUACUCAAGAAUGUCAAAGAUGCCUAUCCAGACGUCGCUCUCAAAAUUGUUCUUCUCGAUUUGAUGUCCCAAGAAUCUGUUAGAACCGCAGCGAAGGAGGUCUCGCAGUUGACAGACCGCCUAGAUCUGAUCAUCAACAAUGCGGGUAUCAUGACACCGACGCGCCAAACGACCAAAGAGGGCAUCGAAGGGCAAUUCGGCGCGAACCACACCGGCCACUUUUUACUCACCAACCUGCUCAUGUCUCAGCUUUUGGCGUCGGUAUCGUCUUCGAAGGAUGGUGCGACACGCGUCAUCAACCUCACUUCUCUGGGCCACCGACUCAGCCCAGUGCGCUUUUCCGAUUACAACCUGGAGAAAAGCAAUGAGGAGGUGCCUGAGGCAGAAAGACAUGUGCCAUUACCCCCGGCGUUUUCUAAGACCGCAAGUGACGGGUAUAACGGGUAUGUCGCGUACGGACAGGCGAAGACGGCGAACAUCUUGUUCUCCGUAGGCAUCAAUGAGAAAUUUGGAGACAAGGGAGUGAAGAGUUAUGCCGUGCACCCUGGAUGUGAGUACCCGACUACGACAGGACUGAUUGGUCGUUCAUGA